This is a messenger RNA of Capsaspora owczarzaki ATCC 30864, 1024 nucleotides long. RefSeq names its product U3 small nucleolar ribonucleoprotein IMP4. Gene Ontology annotation, molecular function: snoRNA binding; rRNA primary transcript binding. The record is from RefSeq and is a predicted model, not a curated record. Gene Ontology annotation, biological process: rRNA processing. The transcript has 6 exons. Lineage: Eukaryota; Filasterea; Ministeriida; Capsasporidae. The coding region runs from base 28 to 909 and encodes 293 amino acids. Gene Ontology annotation, cellular component: Mpp10 complex; small-subunit processome; nucleolus.
CAUUCAGUCAUCAAAAGAUCAAAACCAAUGCUGCGCCGUGAAGCGAGAGAGCGACGCGAGUACUUGUACCGAAAGGCCGUCGAGGACCGCGAGCGCACCAUCACAGAGCGGAAGGCUGCCGACCGCCUGUUCCAAGCCAACCCGCUCCUGGCACACCAGAUGAGCGUCACGCAGGCCGCGGCUGCUGCAGUGGCCAUGGACGAGAAGGCGGACGGUCCGAACGUCAAUGAGGACGCGCAGGGCAUGGAGUACCAAGACGACGAGUACGCCUAUGCCGGCAACGUUGAGCCCAAGAUUAUGCUGACCACGUCGCGCGACCCGAGCUCGCGGCUCAAGAUGUUUGCAAAGGAGCUCCGAGGGCUGUUGCCAAACACGCAAAAGAUGAACCGCGGUGGCUACAUUCUGAAGGAACUGGUCGCUGCAUGCCGCAAGAACGACGUGACAGACUUGAUCAUCGUGCACGAGCACCGUGGUGAACCAGAUGGCCUGGUCAUUUCACACAUGCCGUAUGGCCCGACGGCAUACUUUGCCCUCUCGAAUGUCGUCAUGCGUCACGAUCUUCCCGAACUCACCACGGCUGGCAUGCCCGAGGCGUACCCUCACCUGAUUUUCAACAACUUUAACACACGGCUCGGCGAACGCGUCCGCAACAUUCUCAAGUAUCUCUUCCCAGUACCAAAGGACGAUUCUUCCCGUGUUAUUACCUUUGCCAACACCGAUGAUUACGUGUCUCUCCGACACCACACAUUCAAGAAGAGUGGUCGGGAUAUUCAAUUAACUGAAGUUGGACCUCGUUUUGAAAUGAAAGUCUAUCAAAUCAAGUUGGGAACCGCCGACGAGACGGAAGCAGACGACGAAUGGGUGCUCAAGCCCUACAUGCACACUGCUCGCAAGCGAACAAACUUGUAGUUGUUGUAGUUGUUGUUGUUCUCUCAGCGCGAAUGUUAGUUGUUGUUUGUUUCUUUCAAUAUUGAAGUUUCAUUACGCUCUCCAGAGAGGGUUGGUUGUCUGAGGGUCUUCUGAG